Acanthoscelides obtectus is the source of this 918-nucleotide messenger RNA. Lineage: Eukaryota; Metazoa; Arthropoda; Insecta; Coleoptera; Chrysomelidae. The record is from the annotation of a GenBank genome assembly.
CCUACUGUGACGCACCGCCGUGACGCUGUUUUGUUUCUUCGUUUCCGGGUGUUCACGCACCGCGCCGGCCGGAAAGAAAAAAUGACGAUCGCCACCGCGACUGACCCACUAGAUGCAGCGUCCGCCACCAUCCAACUGACAGUUGACACUCGACCCAUUACGUACGCGAGAAAAAACAAUUGAGCUAGCUGCAAUUUGACAGUACUCGAAAGAGGCUCUGCGAGAUAUUAUCUUCCGGUGUACGCAGAUUUCGGUUUCUCAUUUUUUCAAUUACGUAUGCAUCCGUGCUAGUGCCUCACGACGCGAAAUAAAACGACUGAGUUUUGAUUCGACAGUGCUUAAAAGAAGUUUUUCGAGAUAGUAGCUUUCGAUUUAGUGUUUUAUUUUUUAGAUGACGCGUUGUGAUAACUCAAUAAGAGGAUACACGUUCUUUGGGACGAUAUUGAGUUAAAAGUUGUUUUGGCGGUAUUUGAUGUAGAUCUGUGAGAUGACUAUAGACAUAGGCUGUUUGGUUACACUAGAAGGAUGGUGGAUUAUCCUUCUCAGGUCUUGGUGUUUGUCAUUAUCCUGCUUAACCUGAGCAGCACACUCCCGUCCAAAAAACACCCAGUAGCUUCGAGCGCCUACAGCUACAACAGCAUAUCUCCUCACCACUACCAGCUUCAACUUGCCUUCGACACAACAGUCUGUCGUACUGUUGCUGGACUUACGAGGGCGCAGCUGGCCCUGUGCAAGCGGCAACCGGACGCAGCUGCAGCUGCGUUUGAAGGUUUGCAGCAAGCUGUUCAGGAGUGCCAACAUCAGUUCAAAAACCAUCGGUGGAACUGCUCGGCGCUUGCUACCCGAGGAAGGAACCCUUACAUCAGCGCUAUACUCCAGAAGGGUAAGUAUUUCUUUAUUAUCAAUCAGUGGCCCUAG